CGAACAAACAAACAAGCCUCUCGUCAACUCAACCACCCACGACUCCCUCCUCCUACGAUCGCGCACGCGCACGCAUCACCUGCAAAUCCUGCAACGCCUUGAUAACGAUUGAUGGCGAUGGAAUCCACCGACGCCGACGCAGAAGAAGCCCAGAUCGUGGAGAAUCUUCACAUCGAGAGCGCGACAGAAAAAAUCACGAAGCGCAUCGUCACCGCCGCUCGCAGGAUUCACGAUGCCACGAACCAAUGGCCUUAGGAAGUCGUCCUUGGCUUCUUGCCUAAGAAACCCUGGAGCUGCUCUCUUACCGAAGAAAUGGCGCACCUCUUUGUCGCCACCGUCAAACCUUCAACCGACGCAGAUGAAGCUGCUACGCCUACGCCUUCACAUACGACCGACGAGAUCCGCGAGUCCCUCCUUCGAAGUGCGUGUCGCCGUGACGCAAACAACCCGAAUCUCAAACUUGAAGAUGUGCGCUAUGCUUUGAGCCACUUCAAUGUUGGCAAAAAGGCUGUGACGCGUCAGAGCCAAAGUGCGAGGCCUGAUAGUGAGAGUAUCAUCAUGGACGGCGAGGAGGAGUCGACGGAUACUCAGCUUCAGCCUGAGCCUCAACCCGAGGCACAGACUGUGAUAGUGAAUGCUUAUGGCAAACACCUUGGCUCACCGCUUGUCUCUGUCUCUACCCAGUCUCCCAAGCGAGCUCGGACUGCCAACUCUGAAGGCGCAAGCAGCCUCUUGUUGAACAGCCCACUUGGUCGUCGUACUUCCUCCGUUUCAGUCGUUGCAGACUCACCCCGAACAGCCCCAACCCACCUUCCUCACGCGCUUGCCAAUAUCCCAUACAUCUGCUCUACCCUCGUCAAGAAGAGCGAAGACGACAGCCUCAGCUGCAGCACCCAGAUCGACGAGCUCGCAAAACGCAUCUCCACGGGCCAGAGGUCCCUUUCCAACGCCUCCCUCGAGAACACCAUCGCGACACUCGCCACCAAGCGCGCCGAGCUCGACGCCCAGCUCAUGACCAAGGCGUCCAUCGAGAAGGGCAAAGCAAUCUUCGAUCAGCACAAGCACGAAAUGGCCCUCGAUCCUGUCGCCAUCGAUACCACGACGCAGAGCUACAACGCGAGACUCCAGGCAUGCGAGCAUGACAUCGCGCAGCUUCAGCCCGAGGUGACGGCCCUUGAGGAUCAGCUUCGCAAAGACGAGGCCAGCAGUUCAGCGCUCCAGAGCCAGAUUGAGAAUGACACUUUGGAGAAGAACCGACUGGAAGCUUCCUUUCGGGAAAUUGGUGACAAGACCAAUUACUUGCGUGUCAUUGGCAGUCUCGUCGAUCUUGGACCCGAUGGACUUGCUCGACUGACCAGUGAUUUGGCCAAACGGGAUAUUUCGCUGUUUGAUCUUGCGCAUCAAAUUCAAGGCAAUGGCCCUAUCGAUCCAGACUUGGAGAUGAAUUGAGAAUGUUAUGCAGCUAUUAUUGGUAGUUCGGGUAGUAUUCUGCCGAGUAGGAAUGGAGUGGCCAUCGGAACGAAUCUUGAUUCAACGCGACGCGACACAUAGGCGUCGGGCGAGGGGACAUGUACAUUCAGAGCAUCCACAUACAUAGGUGUUGAUAGAUUCCCUGUAUUUAGAGUAACAUCGGUUAUCCAUGUCCAGGCCGUGAACAGUCCUAUCCGAAUAACUUGUCAGUACAAUGAAUUGAAUUGAGAUGCCGUGACAAACGCAUCCCGGAC
Molecule: messenger RNA, 1724 nt
Organism: Fusarium verticillioides 7600
Lineage: Eukaryota; Fungi; Ascomycota; Sordariomycetes; Hypocreales; Nectriaceae
Exons: 2
Coding region: 313-1449 (378 amino acids)
Source: RefSeq, a predicted model, not a curated record